Molecule: messenger RNA, 342 nt
Organism: Colletotrichum navitas
Lineage: Eukaryota; Fungi; Ascomycota; Sordariomycetes; Glomerellales; Glomerellaceae
Exons: 1
Coding region: 1-342 (113 amino acids)
Source: RefSeq, a predicted model, not a curated record
AUGCUUUCCGCCACCGUCAUCAAGGCAAUCUUGGCCUUUGCCCCUGUGCUGGCUCUCGGAAGCCCGGUAUCCGCUGCCAGCAGUGCAGAAGUCGAAGUUCGAGACGACAACAGUGCAGCAGUCGAAGUAGGAGACGACAAAAGUGCCGCUCGAUCGUUCCAGGAGAGCUGCCGCUCAUGCCAAAUCAUCUCCGGUUCUUUGUUGUCCUGCGAAUGUAAAAACACCAUUGGGCAAUGGGUUCUUUCUGACAUUGAACUGAACAAUUAUUUCGCAAACGACGGAUUCUGGCUCCAGUGGGCUCGAGAGUGCGUCUCUACUGCACCAAAUGGUCCUCUCUCAUAG